Molecule: messenger RNA, 2585 nt
Organism: Saccoglossus kowalevskii
Lineage: Eukaryota; Metazoa; Hemichordata; Enteropneusta; Harrimaniidae
Product: peptidyl-prolyl cis-trans isomerase D-like
Biological process (GO): protein peptidyl-prolyl isomerization; protein folding
Cellular component (GO): cytosol; cytoplasm
Molecular function (GO): peptidyl-prolyl cis-trans isomerase activity; cyclosporin A binding; protein binding
Source: RefSeq, a predicted model, not a curated record
AUGGCGGAAGAAAUACAAAAUCCUAGGUGCUUCUUCGAUGUGUCUAUUGAUGGUCAGAAAUGUGGUCGUAUGAUAUUUGAAUUAUUUGCUGAUGUUGUUCCAAAGACUGCAGAAAAUUUCCGAGCACUAUGCACUGGUGAAAAAGGAGUAGGUGCUUCAGGGGUUCCAUUACACUAUAAACAGUGUACAUUUCAUAGAAUAAUUAAGUCCUUCAUGAUACAGGGUGGUGAUUUCACCAAACAUGACGGCACCGGCGGUGAGAGUAUAUAUGGGGAGAAGUUUGAAGAUGAGAACUUCAAUAUUAAGCACGAUAUUCCUGGUUUACUGAGUUGUGCAAAUGCUGGACCCAACACUAACGGAUCACAGUUCUUUAUCACUACUGUACCUUGUCCUCAUCUUGACGGUAAACAUGUGGUCUUUGGAAAACUCCUGAAAGGAAUUGGUGUGUUACGAAGAUUGGAAAAUGUAGAGACAGUUCAAGAUAAGCCAAGCAUAGCAUGCAUAAUAGAAGACUGUGGUGAAAUUCCUGCUGGUGAAGACGGUGUAACAUGCGUAGAUGAUGGUACUGGAGAUACAUAUGCAGAUUACCCUGAAGAUAGCGAUGUUGGUACCAAAGAUCUUCAAAAGGUCAUGGAGGUGGCAGAAUUCAUAAAGCAAAUAGGAAACAAAUUAUUCAAGGAGCAAAGUUACGAGAAGGCUAAAGACAAGUACUUGAAAGCAAUCAGAUACAUGGAAUAUUUGGAAGACGGUAAACCAACAGAUCUAACAGCGGAACAAGAGGAAAAAGUUCUAGGUGUAGUUCUGCCCAUGUAUAACAACGCAUCGUUUUGUUGUCUGAAAUUAAACCAACAUGAACAGGCUUUAGAGAAUGCCGAGAAGGCAUUAGAUGUGGAUCCCAAAAGUGCUAAGGCAUAUUUCAGGAAAGCACAGGCAUUAACUGCAAUGAAUCGGCAUGAAGAUGCCAUGCCUCAGUUACUGGAAGCUCAAAAACUGCAACCAAGUGAUAAAGGAAUUAGGAAUGAGCUGAUGAAAGUGAAAAAUAUACUGGAAGAGAGAAAGAAAAAGGAAAGAGCAGUGUAUGCCAAAAUGUUUUCCUCUUAAUAGCUUCUAUGAAAUCUAAUUAGUUAUUAGUCCAGUUCUCCCUUUCGCGUGCAGAAGUUAUCUGGUAAGGUUUCAAUAUCAGUCAGUUAACAUUGGCUUAGUGAUUUCAAGAUUAUUUUCAUCUUUGCAAAAAGAGCAUAAUAAAUCAUGUAAAGUUUUUAUAUGACAUUAUAAUAUAAAAUUCAAUCGUAACGUUUCUUCGUAGACCAGUUCAACAAUAACUCAUUGCAAAAUUGCUCAAUUUUGAGAACAUUACAAAAUAUGAAACUGUAAAUAAAAAUCAGUGAAAAACUUGUAUGAGAAAUAUUUAAAUAGAAGACUCAUUGUUAGAUAAGUACUAUCAAUUGGAAAUACCUGUUUGACUGCAGAAUAUGUACCAGUUUGUUACAAGCUCGUUCGACUGCCAUGUGUUAUCAAAUUCACUCGUAUACUUUCUUGUGCGUGUAAAUUCCUGUAAAUGGAGAACUCUUUUUUUUUUCCUGAGUGUAUGAGCCAUGUUUACACAAGAUUCUUUUUCCUUUGACAAGCACCGUUAAAUCUGUAUUUUUUAUCUGCCAGUUGUUUUGAUGCAUAACUAUUACACAAAGUUGAAAUACUCUGGUUGAAGGAGAUAACAGGUUAUAUUCACCAGUGUGCUCAGUGAGUCAUUUCUAAAACUGAAAAGCAUGUGAAAGAUGCAAAAUACAAGGGGGAUGCAGUAAAAGAGGUGUUCUGUUUUAUAUAGAGGUCUUACAGUAAAACCGAUCUAAAUGUUCAGUUUAUAGAGGUCUUGAAGUGAAACCUGCCUGAAUCAAGAAUACUGUUUGAUUUAAAGGGCUCAUUUCCAGUGUAAUCAUGAAUGAAACACUGAAGUGAAAAAGCAGUCUUAGUUUACAGAGGUGUUCAAUUAUUAGAUGUCAAUUAAAACUGAGCACUAAAUGGACUGAAAAUUUUACUGAGGUGUAUGAUUUGAACUCUUUUAGAGAAGGGAUGGGGGAAACAGUUUACACAAUUUUGCUGGUCCUACUAAUUAACGCGGGGGCGAACACCUAACACAUGGGCGAACAGGGGGAAAUAUCUAACGCGUGGGGCAGCAGCUGCAGCAGCAGCAGCUAUCUUUGUACAGUAUAAUGUUCGUUUUUGCUCAAAAUUUAAAACAGUGGCGAAUUCCAGCAGCUAUCCACACUUUUUAUGAUCGACGCCAGGGCAUUUCGUCUAGUCCGCCAUGUUGUUUACUAAUGUUGGUUAUCGCUCAACAAUAGGACCGCACAUUAAUUAGUAGGACCCCAAUUUUGCUAUGUCAGUCUACCUCAUGGGAAAUGUAAUCUAUUUUGCAUUGUGAUCUACGAUCAUAAGUUGUGACACAUUCAGAUAAUAAUUUGUAGACAAGUAAAUUAUAUAUAUACUAAGAGUAGACUCGACCAGAUAAAUAUUUUUCAUGUAAUAGUGUGCACAUUGUAUUGUAAAACUAUUAUUUUGAUAAUAAAAGCUUGCUUGUAAUUCCA